AUGAUGCGCAAUGUGUGGCACGUCAAGUGUCGUCGUGUCCGAGUCGCUAUAGGCAAUUUACGAGUAUUUUCUUCACGUAGUUCACUUCCUGAUGGGUUUCGAAGUCCACAGGCUGUAGCAGAUGCUGUUGCAGCUGCUCUAGCGUCCGAAAAUGAUGUGGAGAGAGCUGUUAAAAGGAGCAAAGAUCAAGUUUCAGCUGAGUCGAGUCAAACGAUUAAAUUGGAGCGUUGUCGCUUGGAUGGAGACAUGAUUUCAACCAAGAUUAUUACAGUAGAUCAGUUUCUGCAGCCUAAGAAGACACCAGAUUGGCAGUUAAUCAAGCUUGAACACUUUGAGAAGGUCCCUACUCCAAUUGAUUGGAAAGCAGGACUCGAAGAGUUACAAGAACGGAUUGGUGUCAAGUUUCAGGAUAUAGCAUUGUUGCAGAGUGCACUGACGCAUCACGGAUGUCUUCCGAAUAAACCUGUUUUGGAAGGUGUGCCGGUAGUUCGAUUGUCGAAUCGUAGUCUGGAAUUUCUUGGAGACUCGUUGCUAGGUGCAGCAGCGGCAAGUUAUGUAUACCAGAUGAUGCCGCAGCACCAAGAAGGACAACUUUCGCGUGCCAAGUCGGCAAUUGUUAAUAACGACACGCUUUCCAAGAUUAGUGCGGAUUUAGGGAUUACAAAGCUUCUUAUUUGGCCUCCUGGAUUGAAUGAGGCGAGCAGUGCACCGGUUGUUGUCAAAGGCCGUGUCACGAUUGCUGCUGGAGCGGUAGAAUCACUUAUUGCAGCUAUUUAUCUGGAUCAGGGCAUGGAGACAGCACUGAAUUUCGUGGCGACGCAUAUUAUUCCUCGUUCGAUUGAGUAUGCAACACGUGAUGUCAUUUGGGAACCUAUUGUUGAAUUGCAGAACCUCUUACAGGGACACUAUUAUGGUCAUCCUGUCUACAAGUAUCUGCCGGCCGCUCUAAAUGCAUCUGAGUACAUGGUUGAACUUUACGUGAAAGGAAGGCCAAUUCUAAAAGCAGCGGCGCCAUCGUACAAGCUAGCACGAGCACGUGCAGCGGAGGCAGCUUACUGGCAUUUUGAGAAGCUGCUUGGCCCGGUUCCGUAG
Peronospora belbahrii is the source of this 1092-nucleotide messenger RNA. NCBI's taxonomy places the organism in Eukaryota, Oomycota, Peronosporomycetes, Peronosporales, Peronosporaceae. The record is from the annotation of a GenBank genome assembly.